Nycticebus coucang (slow loris) is the source of this 4444-nucleotide messenger RNA. RefSeq names its product lin-7 homolog C, crumbs cell polarity complex component (gene LIN7C). Gene Ontology annotation, molecular function: L27 domain binding. Bases 38 to 631 code for a protein of 197 amino acids. The record is from RefSeq and is a predicted model, not a curated record. The transcript has 5 exons. Lineage: Eukaryota; Metazoa; Chordata; Mammalia; Primates; Lorisidae. Gene Ontology annotation, biological process: maintenance of epithelial cell apical/basal polarity; protein localization to basolateral plasma membrane; neurotransmitter secretion. Gene Ontology annotation, cellular component: synapse; MPP7-DLG1-LIN7 complex; basolateral plasma membrane.
UCGUCAUUUCCUGUGGGUCUGACGGCUAAGGGAGAAGAUGGCGGCGCUGGGAGAACCAGUGCGGUUGGAGAGAGAUAUUUGUAGAGCAAUUGAAUUGUUGGAAAAACUACAAAGGAGUGGAGAGGUGCCACCACAGAAACUUCAGGCUUUACAAAGGGUCCUUCAAAGUGAGUUCUGCAAUGCUGUGAGAGAGGUAUAUGAACAUGUCUAUGAGACUGUGGACAUCAGUAGCAGUCCUGAAGUGAGAGCUAAUGCAACUGCAAAGGCUACUGUUGCUGCAUUUGCUGCCAGUGAAGGACAUUCUCAUCCUCGAGUUGUUGAGCUACCAAAAACAGAAGAAGGCCUUGGAUUCAAUAUUAUGGGAGGCAAAGAACAAAACUCUCCAAUCUAUAUUUCUCGAAUAAUUCCAGGUGGAAUUGCUGAUAGACACGGAGGACUCAAACGAGGAGAUCAGCUCCUUUCUGUGAAUGGAGUGAGUGUUGAAGGAGAACAUCAUGAAAAAGCUGUAGAACUGCUGAAAGCUGCUCAAGGAAAGGUUAAAUUAGUUGUUCGAUAUACACCCAAAGUCUUGGAAGAAAUGGAGUCCCGCUUUGAAAAAAUGAGAUCAGCAAAACGCAGGCAACAGACCUAAUACAGUUCAAAACUUGAUAUUCCAUUUUGCUUUUUAGCUAGAGAAGUUUUACUUGUGACCUACUGAUGGCUGCAAUGCCAAUGAUUGUAAAAAACAAAAUCUUCCCAUGAAAUUCUCCUUGCCAUUUUAUAAAUGCCUAUUUUAACAUCAUUUAUGGUUCCAGAGAUGCAUACACUUUUUUCUGAAAAGAAAAAGUAAAAGGUGUUGAGAAAAAGAUGUGGGGCAGUGACAGUCAAAAUCCACAUGCACUGCCUCGAUGUCAGGUACAGGGAGGAAUCAACACAGACGUACAGACUUUAGUGUUUCACAGUCUCAUUAAAAAAAAAAAAAAAAAAGCAAAGGAUAAAUCUAGGUUUCCAUUCUGACAAAAACAAAAAUCUCACCCAGAAACUAUCCUGAGCCUCUGCAGGCUCUGGGAAGCACAGCGACUCUGGCUGGCAUCUGUCCUGCUGUUUUUACAGGCCUUUUUCAAAUACAGAUUUUGUCAUAAACUUGUUAUACAUUUUUUAAGAUGCUUUUUUAAUAUUAAGAUGUACUUUUACAUUCUUAAUCUUUUUUUAGAAAAAAAAUGUUUUCUUCAUUUGGCUGCUUGUUUAAAAGGUACUCCAGUUUCUUGGUUUUUUCUUUUUUGUUUGUUUGUUUGCUUAAUUACUCAAAUUUUUUAACAAGUGAAAUUUCUUUACCUUUGAAAUUUCCUUAAUUUCCAAGAAUUUGAACAUAACAGUCUCACUUACAGCAGUUCACACUGUCAGUGUUAACAUCACUGCUGCAUUUUGUACUUUGAACACAUACACAUAAUCAAUGAUAAAUCAUAACUCAGCACAGUGGAAGUUUUUUACUUUUAAGCAUGAUGUUUAAUGGGUAUUCAUUUAUACUGAUUGUAAAAGUAAAGUUUUUAAACACUGAAACAAUCAUUGCUAAAAUAUGUAUGCUUAAUAUUUGAGCAUUGAGGCUGGAGGACAUAAUUUGGUUGUUAGCAUUUCAUUCUUUUCUAUUUAUAUUCAACAGUACGUCAUAAAUUAUACAUAUAAAACAGGAUCAGAUUUCAUCUAUUGCAGAUUUUUAAUGCUAUUCUUAUUUACGUAUACAGUAUUUCAUAUAUUUUGGUCCUUUCACUCCUAGAGAUGAACUAAUUCUUUGGUAGGAAAUAGCAUAAGCAAGGAGGAAAAAGUGAUACCUUUUAAUUUCACUAGUCUCAAGUUGUAUGUUCUUACUAGCCCAAUUUAAAAAAUUAAUUUUAAAUAGGAAGAAAAUAGGAUAUAUUUAAGAAACAGAAAUUAUGAGGCGAGUAUUCAUAAAAAAUUUGUAGAUGCUGUCAAACUAAGAACUCAAAAUAUUUGGAUUUAGAGAUGCAGUCUUUAUGUUUCAAAUAUGACGAUGGGGAUUUUGAGAGAGACUAUUUCAUUUGUCCACUGGAUGUCACUGUUUUACCAAAAGGCAGCUAUUAGUGAACAACUGGGACUAAGGUCUUCCAAAGGCUGAAAUGACAAGAGUUGAGGUUCGUUUUCAGUUACAACUUAAAGGAACAUUUGUACUUUUAAAAGAAUUUUUAGUGACAGAUGCUAAAAAGAAGAUAAUGGAUUUAAAUAUGUAGGGAAUUUGACAUUAUUAUUGACCCUGUGUAAAAAGUGGGCAUUUUGUCAUAUUCCUUUAGGAAGAAUAGCAACGUAUGCUUUUUUCUGCAUGCAUGUUUGUGAGCAUUGUGAGUCUUAGAGGAUUAUUCCAGUCUUCAAUGAUUUUUCAGAAUAAAAGUCAAUCAGCCUUGUUAUUUAUCAUUUAGGUAUUGAACACUGGAUUGCAUGGUUGAACGUGUCUUUAAUCCACACAAAAUGUGCUUGUUAUUGAUAGGAUCAUGUUAAAUUGUGUAUUUUCAAGAUUAAUUGAUGUUUUUAAAAUGUUGAGACCAAAGUAGUAUAGAAGAGGUAUGGACUUAAUUUAAUUUAAUUGUAUAAUUAUUAGAGAUAUUUGUUACAGAGCUUUAUAUAUUAAAGAGAGUUAUUGGUGCAUAUACAAACAGUAAUAUUAUGCUAGUAUUCUUGCAUUAUAGGGUAAGUAAACCCUAAGAAAUUUUAUUUUAGUAGAGCUACAGGUGCAGUAGCUUUUAAGGAUAUAUCAGCAUUUCAUUAUAAAUUACAGCUUCCUGGUUCAAUGUCUCCACUAUUUCAGAACUUUCAGCCAAGUUAAAUCUUUUUUGGUGUUGCAGCUUAGUAAGUUAAGCUAUUUUUUUUUCUUCUACAGUAAUCCACAAUCUGUUCUUUGUGUGAGUUGGCACUUGUUUGUAAUUCUUAAAAUAAGGAUAGUCUAAAGAAACCAAAUACAGUAGUUUGGCUUGCUACUGUUGAGCAUGAGUAACAGUAAUUUGUUUUCAUUAAUGCAGUUUUUAUAGUGUAUGCCAAAAUUUUAAAUCUUGACCAUAGAAAAUACAGUGAUUCAGUGGCAAUGAUGUAUAGUAGUGGUCCAGUAUAGUGAGGAAAUGAAGGGAAUUUUCAUUUUAUAAAUGGAUGAUUCAUGAAUAAAUCUAGGCACACAUCAUGUAUUUGGAAUUUGAUCUAUAAAUUACAGAUAGAAAUUAUUCCUCUUGCCCAAUUUCCAUUUAUUUUCUUGGUAUUACAAAAUAGAUUGAUUAAGUGGUUCUCAACCUUAGCUGGAUAUUAGAAUGCCCUACAGAACUCUAAAAAAUAUUGUUACCUUAGUCUCAUUCUAUAACAGCUAAAUCAGAAUCACUCUUUAAAAAAAAAUAAAAUAAAAAGUUUUCCAAGUAGUUUUAAUAGAUACCCAGGGGUGAGAUUCACUAGUUUUCCCUAUUAUAAAAUGAUCUGGUUACACUGGACUCUUGGAAGUAUCAGAAUAGAAUCAUUCAAAUUGUAGCUCCUUAAUGAAUGAUUACAUUUCUUAGUAAUUUCUUUAGGAACAAAAAAUAUUUGGCCGUCCUUAUUUGGCAAAUAACUACAGUCUUUUUUUUUUUCCUUUAAAUAAUACCUACCAGUAGUUUAAAUGUAAACUUUUAGUGCUUAUCUUUCUGCCCCCUGUUGCCUUUAAAAUACGUAAAAAUAAGUUGUAUUAUUUGAGAAAGCAUGUUUAAAAAUUGCAGAUGAGAAAUACUGUCAUUGAUAAUUAUGUGCUGUCCUAACGUGACCACUUUAUCCAUUAGUAUAAUAGUGAUUAUAGGCUAGUUCUUUAGGAUUUGAUGAGAGUGAGUGAGUGUGUAUUUGUGUGUGUGUUUUAAAUCGUGUCCUCCUCUUCUGUAUUUUUUUGCUCAAGUAUUUAAGUAAUUUGGCUCAAAUACUUUGUUUACAAUUAAAGUGGAUAUUAUAGCAUUUAAUAGAAGAAAUGGUUAUGGCUUAUCUGAAAAGAAUGUUAGCAUGCCUUGGUGUAGAUGUAAAAGAAUACCUGUUGUGAAUAUUUUAUAAUGUGGAAUGAUCAUUGAAAUAUCAAGAACUCUAGUAAUUACAUUUCCUGAAUAAAUGUAUGUUUAUGAAUUUUCUAACUUACAUUCUGUUGUCGCCUGUGUCAACAGUCUGGUUUUAUAAUUUUUAUUAUCUAAAAUUCACUAGUAGUGUAUCUUCAAAGGCUGUUGCAGUUACGGUUAAAUAGUGAAAAACAAAUCACUUAAUUAUUAAUUUUUAAGAACUUUCAAACUAAUUUGUAUAUGGAUAUGGUUUUUAAAAAUACUGGCAAAUGUUAUGCUUCUACUUUUUUAGUUUGUGAUAAAUAUAUCCCAAAUGAAUGUAAAAUAACACUUUUCAGUACAUGACUUCAUUUAUCAAUGUAAUUCUGAUUUUAAGGCUUAUUUAAAUAAAUUUGUAUAAGCUA